Peromyscus eremicus (cactus mouse) is the source of this 2310-nucleotide messenger RNA. RefSeq names its product sentrin-specific protease 2-like. The record is from RefSeq and is a predicted model, not a curated record. Gene Ontology annotation, cellular component: nucleus. Gene Ontology annotation, biological process: protein desumoylation. The transcript has a single exon. Gene Ontology annotation, molecular function: deSUMOylase activity. Lineage: Eukaryota; Metazoa; Chordata; Mammalia; Rodentia; Cricetidae. The coding region runs from base 19 to 1506 and encodes 495 amino acids.
CAACCUAAACAGUGUGUGAUGGAGAUGUCGCCUGAAGCUUCUGGGCAAGGUCGAAAACGGAAAUACAAGGAUGAAGAUGGGACAGAGAUUGAGUCUGAAGCUUUGGGACAAGGUAAAAAAGUGAAAUGCAAGGAUGAGGGUGGAACAGGUUUGGUGUUUGAAGAGCCCAGCAAAACUCAGAAGAGGACACCUCAGGAACAGCAAGACCGAGAGCUUCAAAGUCAACAGCCAUGCAAGGAUGAGGUACGGGAACCCCGUCAAGAAACUCUAAGACAACUAAAGCCCCUAGAGUGGGCCACAGGUCCACAGGAGCAGGCUGUAACUGGGAGAGAGUCUGGGGAUGGUGGCAAGGGUCGCAAGCGGCCCUGUUGCCUCAUGGAGCAAUAUGCCGAAAACCACCAAAGGCAAAAGUACCAAAGGUUACUGCAGCACCUUCAGCCCAGUGAUCCUAUGAAAUCUGACCCACAGAGGGCUCACACAACCCUAGUGGAUACUCUGAAGAUCGAAGAUUGUGUGGAAGUGCACAGUCAUGGAUCCACAACAACCCAGUGUGAUCCUAAACAAUCUACUGUUGUUACCACAAAGGAAUGUGUCUCACCAGACAAAAAAGUGAAGACGUGUACAGAGAACUCUUCUGAUACACAGACAAAAGAUGCAGUAAACCUUGAAGGAAGAAGGGGACACCACUUGGAGCCUGACUUGCUAAGAGCAGAGGCUCAAGUCUUCCUGCAUAGUGGCAGCAAUAGGUCACUCCCCAACAAGAAGCCAGUAGUUAUGGCAGAGAAAAAGCCUGUUGCAGAACAGGAAAAGGGGAGAGGAACAGAUGAAGUCCUUAAUGUUACAGAGGACAUGGAAAAGGAAAUAAGAAAUGCACUAGGUCCAGGACCCCAGGAAGAAAUCUUAACCAGUGCAUUCAAACUGCAUAUUACUCGAGGAGAUAUCCACACACUAGAGAAUGGUAAGUGGCUCAAUGAUGAGAUUAUCAAUUUUUACAUGAAUCUUCUGGUUGAGAGAAAUAACAAAAAAGGGUACCCAGCUCUUCAUGUGUUCAGCACUUUCUUUUACCCCAAACUAAAGCAUGGAGGCUACUCUUCUGUUAAACGAUGGACUCGAGGAAUAAAACUGUUUGAAAAGGAAAUUAUUCUAGUACCUAUUCACCAGAGGGUACAUUGGAGCCUGAUAGUAAUCGACCUAAGAAAACAAAGUAUCAUAUACCUCGAUUCAAUGGGACAGACAGGGCAGAGUAUUUGUGAGACCAUCUUUGAAUAUUUACAAAAUGAGAGCAAAACUCGAAGGAACAUUGAGCUGGACCCUUUGGAGUGGAAAAGAUACAGUAUGACUUCAAAGGAGAUUCCUCAACAACUGAAUGGGAGUGACUGUGGAGUUUUUACUUGUAAAUAUGGAGAUUACAUUUCUAGAGACCAACCACUUACCUUUUCUCAGCAACACAUGCCCAUCUUUAGGAAGAGGAUGGUGUGGGAAAUCCUGCAUAAUCACCUACUGUAACAACAUCCACCUGGAUCCUAUGGAACUGGUACACUUUUCCAUCGAUGUUUCUAUAUACCUCAAGCAAGAUGGGUUGAAAAGAUUUAAAACAGAUACUGAGCUGCCUGACAUGGAGGAAGCCCACUCUCUUCAAUGUAGUCCUGACCUGGGGAGUUCUGACCAAUGCCAUCUAUACCUGCAAGGAACUACUGCAAGCUUAGAAACCGCUGAUCAACCCACACAAGAACACAUGUUCAAACAACAUUGUUUUAAUGUUGGAUUUAGUUUAUGAAUUUUUUAAUGUUGGAUUUGGUUUAUGAAUUGUUUUAAUGUUGGAAUUAGUUUAUGAGUUGUUUUAAUGUUGGAUUUAGUUUCUGAAUUGUUUUAAUGUUGGAUUUGGUUUCUGAAUUGUUUUAAUGUUUGAUUUAUUUUAUGAAUUGUUUUAAUUUUGAAUUUAGUUAAUGAAUUAUAUUUAUUGUCUUCCUCGCCCUCCAAUGAUAAUGUUUUCACUCACUCAUUUGCAAACCUUGGCAGUUGUCAUUUUACAAUAUUCUCUAGUUGCCAACUCUACUCCUUAUUUGAACUGUUUAUUUCUGAAAGGAAUGCUCAUCACACUCUCAUUUCCUGCUUAAGAUCCGGAGGGACAUCAGCAAGAAGAGGCAGGAAGUAUUGACUCUCAUUUCUAUUGCUGGAGUUGUAUCUGUUAAAUUGAAGUUAGAGGUGGUAUUUUUUAAAGCUUGAAAACAGUACAAGAAAGGAGAAUGAACUGCACAGACUGAUGCUUUCCUGACCCAUCAUACUCUACUGGACUUGCAUAGGAUGCAG